Messenger RNA from Aspergillus nomiae NRRL 13137, 2028 nucleotides. Its product is annotated as transcription factor domain-containing protein. Gene Ontology annotation, biological process: DNA-templated transcription; positive regulation of transcription by RNA polymerase II. The record is from RefSeq and is a predicted model, not a curated record. The transcript is spliced from 3 exons. Gene Ontology annotation, molecular function: sequence-specific DNA binding; zinc ion binding. The coding region runs from base 1 to 2028 and encodes 675 amino acids. Gene Ontology annotation, cellular component: nucleus. NCBI's taxonomy places the organism in Eukaryota, Fungi, Ascomycota, Eurotiomycetes, Eurotiales, Aspergillaceae.
AUGACCAUCUGGCACCGUCGAGAGGACACGACAUCACUGGGCAUCGCAGCUUACAUGCCAAGUUAUUUGAAUUUGCUGGAAUCGGAAAACCAACGCUUGAAAGAGCAGUCAGCUUCCUCGGCCAACGCGACCGAAGCCGACCAUGAUGCCGAGCCAGAGCCGGUGCCACCUGCAGACGCACCGGACGAGAGCAAUACCAGUGUGCGCAAUCCCUUGAUCGGCGACCGUGCAUGGUUUCACCGCUACGAUCCAUCUACACCUCCACUUUUCAUAGGGGAAGCGGCCUGUACAGCGUUUGCUACCCGCUUUCGCCGAUUUCUGACGGGGAACAAUGCCUUGCCUCAUAUCCCUCGGACGCAGUAUGUCAAGGAAGAGCAGAUCGCCGAGGCCAAUGCCACCAAUGUCCAAUGGCCCAGUUUUCACCAGGCUCGAUUGCUGGUAAAGAUAGCAAUACGUCAGGUCGGCUCUAUCUAUCAUCUUGUUCUUCGCAAAUCGACGUUGGAGAAGCUCGAGGAGAUAUAUCGAACGGGCGACUUUGACUGCACGGUCAAUCAAUGCAAGUUUUUUGCUCUGUUCGCGUUCGGGGAAGCGUACUCGAUGAGAGCUGAGCCCUUAUCUGGGUCCAGAGUGCCGGGGACCUCGUAUUUUGCGCGCGCCUUGAGCUUGGGGCAAGUUUUGCCCGAAAGAACAAGUAUCACACACCUAGAGACUCUAUUGCUACUGUCCCUGUUCUCUUACUACCUUAACCGACGUCAUUCGGCCUUGGUAUUGAUAGGAACCGCCCUGCGGCUGGGGCUGUCGAUUGGGUUGAACCACAAUAUUCCUGAAUCGCAGCUGAUCGACCCCGUGGAGCGUCAACACCGGAUCCGGAUAUGGUGGACGAUAUACAUCUUCGAUCGCAUGUGGGGAUCUAAAAUGGGCCAUCCGUCGCAGAUCCCCGACGAUGACAUCCACUUGGACAUGCCCUCCAAUAUCAGCCCGGCACAGUUGCACGAGGAACAGUUCACAGAUACAGAAUAUCUGACCGCUAAUGUUAAACUGGCCCGAAUCGUGGGCGAGACCAUUGCAAAGCUAUAUAGUCGACGAAAGUACAGCGAGACAUUUCUACAACGGGUGCAGAAACUGCUUAAGGCGUUGAAAAGCUGGGUGGAAACGCUACCGGAACAUCUUCGACUUAACGACGACCCGGGCACCUAUAUGAAACAUAUCAGCUCUCUACAUCUUUCUUUCAACCAAGUAUGCCCUUACUUACUCUACACGUUCACAUAUCACUUUUUUCUAACCAGCGAGAACAACCAACUCCCCAAGCACCAACCACGAGAGUAUCUCUCAGCCCGUCCUAACCCUCGGCGAAGCUGUAUCCACGCUGCCCGCCACUCGCAUACCCUUAUCCUGACCAAAUGGAUCAACGGCUCCCUCCCAGUAUUCGGCUACUUCCACGCGCACUAUCUCUUCUCCUCGGCGCUCGUACUCGCAAUGUCCAGCUUCCUCCCAAUCGGCAGCCCAUCCGACCUGGGAGCAUUCGAGUCCGGCCUGGAAGUGCUCCGGUCCAUGAGCGAGAACGGGAACCUAGCGGCAUCCGAGUUCUACCACAACCUAGAACAGGUGAAGCAGUGUCUCGACCUACGCAAAUCAAAAGAAUCUAAAUCCACAUCGAUCGCCGGUCAACAACCAAGCACCACCGCAUCAGGCUCGGGCCCGGGCCCUACGAUCCCAUCUACAUUCCCCCCGACGGUGUCAACAGUUCCCCCCGCCACAACAGUCUCCGAUCCCCCCUUACUCACAACAGCGGAGGCCGAUCUGAUCAGCAAUAAUCCGGGGUAUGGCCAUGCUCAAGGUAGCAAUCCCACCUUACCCCCCGGCAACCUCACCUUCCCAACGACAGCAGGCGGGAUCACAACCGCAAUGGCGUUCCUUGAACCAACGAUGCAGGACUUCCUGGCUCAAUCGGACUUUGAUCUGGGAUUGCUACAUCCCGUAGAUACAUUCAUGAACGACGAGAAUCUGUACACAUGUCAUGGCUUAUAA